AUGGCCCCAAAGCGUGCAGAGGCCACCCCCAGCGGGGAUCCCAAGAAGCCGCGCCGCGUCAUCACCCUGGAAACCAAAGUGAAGUGGAUCAAGGAGCACGAAGGCGGAGCGACCGUGUCAGCCAUCGCGCGCCGGUCAAGCACCUGCCGUUCCACUGUGGCCACGGUGCUAAAGAACAAGGAGAAGCUGCUGGCAGCCGUCCGGGGCUCUGUAUCCCUGCAAGCAACACGGCUGACGAAGGUCCGGGAAGGGCCCAUCUUGGAGAUGGAGACGCGGCUCCUGGCCUGGAUCGAGGCCCAUACACAGAGGCAUGUCCCGCUUAGCACCCUGGUGAUCACAGCCAAGGCCAAAGCCCUUUUCGCUGCCCUGAAGGCAGAGGCCGGCCCCGGCUUUGACGUCCAGUUCACCGCAAGCUCCAGGUGGUUCCGCAGCUUCAAGAACCGCUACUCCCUGACCCGGGUCCAAAUGCCCAACGAAGCACCAGGGGCCGAGGAGAGCUUCGUUCAGGGACAUCAGGAUGCAGUGGCCGAGGGAUCACCUCUCCAGGCAUCAGCAGAGCGACAGGAAGUUGGAGCCCGAGAAGGGGAGCAAGACCAAAAGCCCCCAAGAAAAUUCACAGUGCAGGGUUUGGCCGAAGCCUUCGCCGACCUCAACGGUGCCCUUGGAAAGCUCGAAGCCAUGGACCCCAACCCAGAGAGGUUUGCGUUCGUCCAAAGGAAAGUGCAAGACGCACUCUUCACUUAUAAGCUGAUCCACGCUGAAGAGAAGAAAAGAAUGAAGCAGGCUGAGAAUACCAGGUGCCUGUGUUCUGUGGACCCCCACAAUCUGACUGGGGUGGUCAAGUUCCUCUUUCUGAGGCUCUCAGAUGACCCCCAAGUCCAGCCCAUCCUCUUCGGUGUCUUCCUGUCCAUGUACCUGGUCACCGUCACGGGGAACCUGCUUAUCAUCCUGGCCGUCAGCUCCGACCCCCGCCUGCACACCCCCAUGUAUUCCUUCCUCUCCGUCCUGUCCGUGGCUGACUCUGGGUUCAUCUCCAGCACGGUCCCCAAGAUGAUUUGGGACAUCCACACCCAGAGCAGAGACAUGUCCUACGCCGGCUGCCUGGUUCAGCUGUCUUCCUUUAAUCUCUUUGGCUGUUUGGACAGCGUCAUUCUCGCUGUGAUGGCCUAUGACCGCUUCGUGGCCAUCUGCCACCCCCUGCACUACCCCGUCAUCAUGAACCCCCAGCUGUGUAACCUGCUGGCUCUGGCAUCUUUCCUCAUCAGCGUGCUGGAGUCACAGCUGAACCACCUGUUAAUGUCACAGCUGACGUUUUGUGCCGUGGCUGAAAUCCCUCAUUUCUUCUGUGACCUUCCCCAGCUCAUCAAGAUCGCCUGUAACAAAUCCUCCACCAAAGACAUCAUGAUGUUCCUGAUUGCGGCCGUGUUUGGGGCGCUGCCGGCCUCUGGGAUUUUGUUCUCGUACUCCAAGAUCAUUUCUUCCAUCCUCAGAGUCCCCUCCUCUGGGGGCAGGCACAAGGCCUUCUCCACCUGCGGCUCGCACCUGGCCGUGGUUUUCUUGUUCUAUGGCACUGGUCUUGGGGUUUACCUUAGUUUGGCUUUUUCCCCUUCUCCCCGGAAGAAUGUAGUGGCCUCCGUGAUAUACACUGUGAUCACCCCCAUGCUGAACCCCUUUAUCUACACCCUGAGAAAUAGGGACAUCAAGAGGGCCUUCCAGAGACUCUUGAGUAGAACAGCUGAACCCUAG
Messenger RNA from Sorex araneus (European shrew), 1746 nucleotides. Its product is annotated as olfactory receptor 18-like. NCBI's taxonomy places the organism in Eukaryota, Metazoa, Chordata, Mammalia, Eulipotyphla, Soricidae. The record is from RefSeq and is a predicted model, not a curated record. The transcript has 3 exons. Gene Ontology annotation, cellular component: membrane. Gene Ontology annotation, molecular function: DNA binding; olfactory receptor activity; G protein-coupled receptor activity. Bases 1 to 1746 code for a protein of 581 amino acids. Gene Ontology annotation, biological process: G protein-coupled receptor signaling pathway.